Messenger RNA from Miniopterus natalensis, 6046 nucleotides. NCBI's taxonomy places the organism in Eukaryota, Metazoa, Chordata, Mammalia, Chiroptera, Miniopteridae. The record is from RefSeq and is a predicted model, not a curated record.
AACGGCUGCAGCAAUGGCUGAGGCAAUGAAGCUACAGAAGAUGAAGCUUAUGGCUAUGAACACUCUUCAGGGAAAUGGAAGCCAAAAUGGGACAGAAUCAGAACCUGAUGAUGUUAAUUGUAAUACAGGUGGAAGUGAAUCCUCCUGGGAUAAGGAUAAGAUGGUGUCUCCUCUUGCUGCUCCUGGCCCCCAACAUGGAAUUACUCAUGCAGCCCUGGCUGGUCAGCCAGGCCUUGGGGGUGCUCCUACCCUCAAUCCACUGCAGCAGAACCACCUGCUGACCAAUAGACUGGAUCUGCCAUUUAUGGUGAUGCCUCAUCCUCUACUUCCAGUCAGCUUACCUCCUGCAUCAGUUGCCAUGGCAAUGAAUCAGAUGAACCAUCUAAAUACUAUUGCCAACAUGGCUGCUGCAGCCCAGAUUCACAGCCCACUCUCUAGAGCUGGGGCCUCUGUUAUAAAGGAACGGAUCCCAGAGAGUCCUUCUCCUGCUCCCUCUCUGGAAGAGAGUCAUCGCCCUGGGAGCCAGACCUCCUCCCACCCCAGCAGCAGUGUAUCCAGCUCUCCCUCUCAGAUGGAUCUUCAUUCAGACAGAAUGGUUAUGAUGUCCAACCAUAGAGAGGAACUUAUUGCUGAUCAGGAUAAUGGACCAACCAUCAAAAAAUUCCAAAGGGAUAAUAAAGAAGAAGUACCAGUUCAAAUCCCAAUGAUGAAGUUACCAUUGGACAAGAUCCAACUGACUCCUGGGCAGGCAUUGCCUCCUGGAUUCCCUGGACCAUUCAUUUAUGCUGAUAGUCUGUCUUCUGUGGAAAAUCUGUUGACCAACAUUCAGGGUCUACUGAAAGUGGCUUUGGAUAAUGCUCGCAUCCAAGAGAAGCAGAUUCAACAAGAAAAAAAGGAACUGCGAAUGGAGCUCUAUAGAGAAAGAGAAAUUAGAGAAAGCAUUGAAAGACAACUCACAGUUGAGCUUCAAAGCAGAACUAGCAUGCAAAAGCGCCUGAAGAAGGAGAAAAAAUCCAAGAGAAAACUUCAAGAAGCUUUGGAAUUUGAAUCAAAGCGUAGGGAGCAAGUGGAGCAAGCCCUUAAGCAAGCCACUACUAAUGACAGUGGCCUGAGAAUGUUGAAAGAUACUGGGAUUCCAGAUAUUGAAAUAGAAAACAAUGGAACUCCUCAUGAUAGUACUGCUAUGCAAGCCUGAACACUGAUGCCAGAACUCCAAUUGAUCAUAGGCGCGCAUAAGGUCCUGUAGCAAUUACCUGCUUAUCUAUUGUAAUUCUUUGGAAUUCAUACUCAAAAUUCUUAAAAUAUGGAACCACCAAUUACUAUUUGUUCAUUACCAGUAAAUGGAACCUUGCACAUACAGGAAAAAUGUAUGGAGAAUGGGCUUUACACAUUUUUAGGGGAAUAAUCAUAAUGAUGAUUGACUAUAUUUUACACUUCUAUAAUCCCUUUAUUCCACAGAAUUCAUUGUGCCUCAUAAACAUUAUCAUGUUAAUCAACACAGCAUCUUAGUGGAUAAGUAGGUGGAAGAAUUUUUAAUACAGAGAAAAUGCUAUUUCUAAGUGGCGUGACAGAAAUUAAAAUGCAGACAUACCCAGUUCAAGCUGUGAUUACAAUAAAAUAGCUUUAUAUUGGCUAACCUGGGAUUUAACAAGAAUUAUGUGAGGAGGUAAAUCAUUUGUGCAAAUGAUCAAUAUAUGUUAUGAAUGCUUUAGCGCUCACCUUUAUAAAAGAUACCAUGUUGCUUGUAGCACUCUCUAAGGGAAUACAAAGAGUUCUAGUUUGUACUUAUCACCAUGCCUAGUUCUUCCUUUGAUAUGUUGAUGGUGGAGCAACUCAUUUGAUCCCUUUCUACUAGCACAUUCCUAAUCUAUAAAGAAGAAAAUGAUAUAAACUCAUACCCAAGCUACUAAAAAUACCCCUUUAAUUCUUUUCUAUUCUCCUUCCAUCUUCAAUACUGCUUCCUCUUUAUUAAACUAUCAUCAAGCAAACAACUAAAAAAAUUACAGGCAUAAGAAAGGCAGAUAUGAUGGUUCAGUCACAUCAUAGAUAUUUUCCAUUGCUCACCCUCUGCUCUGCACAUGGCAAGAUGCCUAAAAUGUUCCAGUGAUUAGAAACAAAUCGGUAAUUCGGCUUGAAUUGUCCAAGAAAUGGCCUCACAUAUUUUUUAACUGUUUACUUAAUAGAGACUUGCCCAAAGGCUGGUGGCAAAUACCUGUGAUCAUUAUUUUCAUGCUUCCUAAGAAUCUGAUAGAGCAGUAUUACAAUGUGUUAAAUGGUACUCUAGUGAUCAAAAAGAUUUAAUGCCCCUCCUAAAGUGCCCUUCUUACACAAGUAAAAUCUAAUCCAUUGUUAUUUUUAUAUUUGCCUGAGAAUUAAGUUGUUUUAACAGAAGCACCACUCAUCUUAUGUAAAAGGCCAACUGAGAUUUUAUCCAUUCUCCAAUAAUCAGUUCCCUGCGUUACUACAUGCAAUUUCUUCUGGAAUGGACACCUAACCUACACACUUCUAAAUAUUACAUUAAUUCAUAUAAUGUGACAUUCCAGUUGUUCCAUGCUCUGAAGGAAUUUAUUCUAUGGCACAGGCAUUUGGCUUCUGGUACUCUCCACAGACUGUAGAAGGUCUUCUUGUAUAGAGUAGGUGGGCUGUUUUAACUGAAGUCAGUGUAAUAAUGUAAAUUAGAAAUAAGCCACAGAGAAGGAAUGAGGCAAAUAAAAUUUUAAAAACUUUAUUAAUACCAAAUAUCUGAACUGAAUAACACAGAAACAUGACUAAAAUAUAAUAUCCAAAAAUAUCUUAUUACUUGAUAAGUAAACAACAUAUAUUGAACUGUAGGGGAAAUUGAACGGCAUUUUCAAAUUCACUAAGUCACUUAAAAACAAACUAGUGUCUUUUUACAAAUAGGUAUGUUUAAUUGACUUUGGUUGAACUAUAAUGAAUACUCAUGUGUUUUCUUCUGACCGUUCCUCACAUAUCUGCUUUUAUUAUGACACCUGAUUUUAGCUUUUCCCUUUUCAUUAGCUUCAGAUAUAUACCACAGAAGACAAGUCUCACACUUAUUUAAAUUUGGUACUCUCAGGUGUGGCCCUUUAGAGAUAACUCAACUGAUCUGCAGAGGCUUAUCUCCUGUGUCAUGGGGUUUGCUCAUGUCAGGCAGUGCUGUGCUAAGGGAAGGACUGUAUGGGCUUUCAUUUAUAUUUUUACAAGGGUCAAAUUUAUGUGUAUCAAAUUCCCCCUUUUACUUGUUUAAUAAAUUUUAAAGCAAUAAACUCUGUCAGUUUUCCCCAAAUGUCAGUGUGUGUCACUCCUUGUAAGUUCCCAAGCUCCCUAACAUUCCUCCAGAGAGGCUUUGUUCCUUGCUCCUCCUGAUCUUUAAUCUUGUUUACAUCCAAAAUGCAUAUUAGAUCAUCUCUGUUUAGAACUCAAGUGCAAGCCCUCUUAAAGCAAGAAACAUUCAACUUAAUUAGCUGUUUUCUAUUCCUAAUGAAGUGAGCAUGCUGGGUUUGGAUUAAAAUUCAGCUACUGCUCUCUUCUGUUUAUGGUUCCAGAUGUUUCUGUUUUAUCUAGGAGUUUACUUUGACAGCUACUACUAAAUGAUAAAUCACUCAUAUUAUAGCUGAAAUGCAUUUUGAAAUUGAAAUGUGGCAAACUUUUGAGAUAACUCCAACAAUCAGUGUCAGUUAGCAGGUCAAUAUUGGCUCCUUCCUUAUGAUCACUCAAUAUUGGUAUAUGUAAAACACUAACAGAAUCUGUGUCAACAUUAUACAGCAUGCUACACAAAAGUCUAUUUUGCUACUAUACUCUAAAUUAGGAGAAAAAGUUUUGCUACUAUGAAAUCUUAAUUUAAUUGUAUUCUGAAUAGAAAAAUUCAUUUAUGUUAAUACCGUCUUCUUUUUGCUGGCUUAGUUUUUCUUUGGAUUUUUGAGCUGCUGUGGAAAGAGUUCCUGAUAGGCCUUAUAAACUGGCACAUUUAAUGAAGGAUCUAGGCAGAAAUGUUUGCAUUUUUUAAUAAGACAUAUAAUUAAACAUAAUAAAGGAGGGAGAUUUUAAGAAAUUUCAUUUUUUUCUAAAAGACAAAUAAUUGCUUUUUGACAUUUGUUACUAUGUUUAUGUACCUUUUUUACAAGAUAUUAUUUUGUUUUGUCAUUGCUUUCAAGUUUGUAAUGUUCACAAUUUGUAUUGCAUGAUUUAAGCUUUAGCUAUAUUGUAUACCUUUCAAUCCUGGUAAAAUGACUAUCUGCCAUUUGAUGAUGAAGAACUUUCCUUUGACAUUUAGGCUUUGUAUACAGAGGAUGAGGUAGACUGGAAAACUGAGCAACUAUCUGGUGAAUUUUAUCAGAAUAAAUAUUCUCAGACGCCACACAGAAGUCUGUACAAUUCUCUAGGGGUGACCAAUGACUAAACAGUUUCCAAAAACUCAAGUUUUGUUUUUUUCUGGUCACUGGAAAAGUUCAGGUGAAUUCCAUGGCCUCUUUGUCUGGUUGCCCUCUAAUAAAGUCUGACCUUCCAGGCCACCUGACUAACAUAAACACAAACUCUCUUAUUCUUCUAUUACUUACCACAUCUUUAUUUUUGUGUCAGAGGUACUAUCCACAAAAUUCCCCCGACACCUUCAAAUACCUUCUAUACAAAAAGAAUAACUAUGUUAAAGAUAUACAAAAGGCUUAAAAAGGAUAUAUUAUCUUCCUAACAAUGCUAAGCUUUGACUAGACUAAAUUAAUAUUUUAGACUAGACAUAUCAGUCCAACAAUGAUAAUGCAAGUCUCCUUUAUAUCUGAAGUUGAUACAUUUAACUCACAAACAUGUACUUUUAGUGUUUCUUAAGCAUGGGUGAUGGAUUUAUACUGAUCAUCCACACUUUCUUUUCUGUUUCUUCUUUUGUGACCAAUUUUUAUGAGGUUGUUGGCUAGAAACUCAGGACAUAACCUAUGGCUAUGGAAGAGAGCAAGGUUAAACAAAAAGAGUUAGAAUCUUUUUUUGAAACCUGUUUCCAAUUAUAGUUUUUACCCACAACAUCGAAUAUUUUCAAAGUCUAGAAUGGUAUGGAUUCUUUUGAUUACCAAUGUUUAAAUAGAUACUGGUUUGACCAAACACUGGUUAAAAUCAUAAUCAGAACUAUUCUCCCUUCAUGCAGUAUAGACAGUCUCAGGCUUAACCUGGGAAGAGGAAAUUCUAAAUGUACAAAGCUGUCUUUACCUUACAUCAUGAAUGGACACUCCUUUCUCUCGGUUUUGGUAAAGCAUAGGGAUCUUAAAUAUACCAUUAUGUACAAAAGCCAAAGUAAUGUAGAUAACUAUAGACAUAGUUUAUGAAAAGAGCCAUCCGUCUUCAAUUUAUCCAGUGCUGUGGAAAGAACAGAAGCUGUAGCAUGAAACUUGAAGGAUCUUUGAAAACUGGCACAUUAACACAUAGAAAUGUUAAGAAAUCUAAAAUUUUACCAAUACUAAACCAAGCCUGUUACAUUGGAUAAUUUAGGUUCCUGAAGAUAGGAGUUUAGUAUUUUUAAGCACCUAUCAGAAUUAUUCCUCAGAAGAAGUAACUUGUUUUCUUUUUUUAAAGGAGGUAACUGUUACUGUUUAGUGAUGGCACAAUAGUUUUAUUCAGCCUGAAAAGUCCUGGCUGGCUUUACAUAAAAGAAGAUGCUUGUGAUUCCAGUUUAAUCUCUGAAAUUCUUCAACAUGGAGUUAUUUCAGUUGUGUUUAUCAGCAAAGCUUUGUUUACUGAAUAGCUAUUCAGUCUAUAUGGAGUUAUAAAAAAGGAAUGUGUGUGCAUUUUAAAAGCAAUGAUGUGAAAUUUGUCCUCGCAUUAGAUUGACCAGUUUAAGAAUAUGAGCUAAAUCCUCAUGGCUUAAGUUACCUGACCAUAUUUGAUGCUUUUCUAUGCUCACUCCAGCUUGGCUUUUUGUCUUUAAAGGAAAAAAGUGUGGUAGUGUGUUAGAGAUUAGGAAUUUAUAUGUAUGGUUUUUCUGUUCCACCAUAUAUUAAGUUAAAGUAGACGUUCUUUGUUAAAAAUGUACUUGCUAAACUUCAGUAUAAAUAAAAGCAUUUUG